UAUCAAAAAAAGAUAUUACAUUAAAAAAUUGUUUUAAAAAAUAAUUAAUUUUUGUUGUUAUUAUUUGUUUCAUAUUUUCAUAUUAUAAUGUUUACUAAUAAACAACAAGUAUUGUUGGCCGCACUGGUAGUUGUGAUCAGUGUUGGACUGUCCACUGCCGCUGGUUUAGCCGAUCUACUCAAUCGACCGGAUAUUAAGCGCGGUUUGACUCAUAUAUGCGGACCUAACCUAACAAAACAACAGCAUCAGGCUGUCGAUCAAUGCGAUCGGACAGUCAUACCGGCAAAUAUCCGUAACGGCUUUACAUCCUGUGUCCGGUCAUCAUUGGGUGUGAAAAAGUUUACAAAACCGAUGCUAUGCUAUCGGGUACAGCCGGGCGGCGAAAAGAUGAGUCCGUGUUUGAAGAAAAAACGUGAGGAUAAUCGUCGCCGAUUGCCUCCCGGUGUCAACCUUCAGGAACUACAGAAACAGAUUUUCGAUGAAUACCAAACAUGUUUGAAACGUGCGAUCGGACAACAAUAAAAAUCAGGGAACGGGAUGUCAAAAAAAAAUGUCUGUAUGUGUGAGCUUUUUUGCAAAAAAAUACAUUUGGGAAUGCCUUAUGAAAAAAAACUUCCGGAUCAUUAUUAAUAAUAAUUAUAAUCCUACUUAUC
Oppia nitens is the source of this 653-nucleotide messenger RNA. RefSeq lists its product as uncharacterized. The coding region runs from base 88 to 522 and encodes 144 amino acids. The record is from RefSeq and is a predicted model, not a curated record. NCBI's taxonomy places the organism in Eukaryota, Metazoa, Arthropoda, Arachnida, Sarcoptiformes, Oppiidae. The transcript has 3 exons.